Suillus paluster is the source of this 1764-nucleotide messenger RNA. RefSeq lists its product as uncharacterized. The transcript is spliced from 8 exons. Lineage: Eukaryota; Fungi; Basidiomycota; Agaricomycetes; Boletales; Suillaceae. Bases 1 to 1764 code for a protein of 587 amino acids. The record is from RefSeq and is a predicted model, not a curated record.
AUGGCUUCUCGUCACACAUGUGCUAAAAAUGCUACAACCCAUCCUGGUCAGAUCAUUCUUGACACACAACCAAAACAACACACCAAAGCUGAAAAACAAGCAGAUGAUGACUGCUUGACAGCAGCCAGGGCACAAAAGGAAGCGGAUGCCCUAGCAGGGCUCACCAGACUGGCAGAAAUGCAAGUCCAGAUGGAAGCUACACAGACUCAAGCUGCUGAAAAGCCCAAGGCAGUCAAACUGCGACCAAUACCAAAGGGCCGCCAGGCACAUACCAGCCACUCAGAGGAGCCCUUUUCCUUAGCAGGUUGCCAGUAUACCAUUGGCAACAUGGAUGGUCCUGGUGAGACGUUAAGCUUGAAGGAUCAGAUUUUCGACGAAGAUGAGUCAUUGGGUGGUAGCAAUAUUGGAAUUCCAGGUGGUACAAAGCAGAAGUCAAGGAAACAGACACUUAAGGCAGCUAUCUCAACUGUUAGAGAGAAUAUUGAUGCAGAUGUCAACAAUGCGCAUGCAAACAACAAGAAAGGCAACUCGUUAUUUUCAUGUGCACCUCCCCCUCCUAGCAGCAAAGCAGAUGAUACUGAAGAUCUUGUUGGAGCUUUUGGAGAUGAGGACUUGGAUGAAACACUUGAAUGGGAGGUAGCGGCACUUAUGUCAAAGAGUCAGGGUAAACAACCAGUGAUGAGGAAGAAGCUCACUGAGGUCAUUGAGUUCUCUGAGAGUGAGAUCUCCGACUUUCCAAACACAGACAAUGACCUUAUGGAGGUUGAUGGCCUGAAUGAUGAAUCAGAUGCUGAUAUCAAGCCUGAGCCAGUGGACUCCUCUUCCUCCCUCAAAGAAGGUAAAGCUCGAGAAAAUGCCAAACUAGAGGGCAACAUUAAAUCCGAGGGAACAUCGACUGCAGUUGCCUGGCACCUGGACCUCCUGCCAGGCUGUCAUGAGGAUGGAAAAUGGGCUCGAGUCUUUUUACCGACAGUUUUUCUGUGGCUUGGCACACAAGAGGAACUCUGGGUUAUCGCUGAUGCUAAGUUGCUCAUGGCAUGCAAAGAAAUUUUCAAGGUUGUCUAUCCAAAUAUUCACUACAAUGUCACUACGUCUGGGUCACACAACAUGUUGGUGAAUGGCGUAGCAACUUCAGGUCUACUAGCACUUGCCAUCGCAAUCAAUUUUUGUGCCUCCAAUCAAGACUCAACACCAGCAGAACUUGCAGAACUCCUUCUUGUGCACUAUGCGUUCUUAUACCCUAACCCUGAUGACAUUGACAAGUCAGCAACCUUCCACUCUGCAUUUGUCCAGGAACUUCUUGUGACUGCACAUCUUUCUCAAAUUCUAGGACAUGCUGACGUCACUGUUCUCAACACUGACGGCUUAAUUAAACACGGUUUUGUUGGGGCGUUGGGGUUGUGUGCUGUUUCACUUGAACGCGCUUUCUCUCUUCUUGCUGAUAAUACUGUCACUAUUGUCCAUGAGGAUAACUCAGGGCUGCCGAUUACUGCAUGGAGAGCUCAUCUCAAGAUGCCAAAGACCUUCAACAAAGCUACAGGCAAGGAGACAGUCUCAGAGCACACAUUUAUAUGUGGGGCGGCUAAGAAGGGGGAGGCAUCAACAGAGCUCACUGUCUCAAUGGCAUGGAAGCUUCUGAAGAAGCCCGGCUUCGAGAGGUACUCCAGCAAUGACUCAUUCGAGGAUGAUGAUGAUGAUGUGGACAUUUGUGAUUUUAUGAUGCAACCUGCAAUGGACUUUGUCGAGUUUUCACGCCUUAAAUGA